Messenger RNA from Rubroshorea leprosula, 2355 nucleotides. The record is from the annotation of a GenBank genome assembly. NCBI's taxonomy places the organism in Eukaryota, Viridiplantae, Streptophyta, Magnoliopsida, Malvales, Dipterocarpaceae.
AAUGUCUUCAGUUUUCCCGCGCCUCACAAACCCAAUAAGUCUCUGUUAAUGUUCGUCUCUCCAACUAGGAUAACAAGUUCAUUCCUUUUAAUCCUAGACGGAUUAAUCUUUCGAUUUCGUUAGUCCCAUCAAAAUUCGAAAAUAACCCACGAAAUUUGUUGUGUUUAUCAAUGCGUUUUCUGUUAACCCAUUUCAGGGCAUUCAGCACAGGAAUUGCAACAUCACCCUCUUCACAGAUUUCCUAUUUCGCUCGCCUAGGACAAAUUGAGAAUGCCCGGAAGGUUUUCGAUGGAUUGUCUGAAAAAACGGUUGUUUCUUGGAACUCAAUCAUUGCGGGGUACUUUCAGAACAAUCAGCCAUGCGAAGCUCGGUUUCUGUUUGAUAAAAUGCCUCAGAGAAACAUCGUUUCUUGGAAUGGAUUGAUUUCUGGGUAUGUCAAGAAUGGGAUGAUUACGGAAGCUAGGAGAGCGUUUGAUAAAAUGCCUGAGAGAAAUGUUAUUUCCUGGACUGCCAUGAUUCGGGGAUAUGUGCAGGAAGGCAUGAUGGAGGAAGCAGAGGCGUUGUUUUGGAAAAUGCCUGAAAGGAAUGUGGUGUCUUGGACGGUUUUGUUAGGUGGUUUGAUUCAGGAAGGUAGGAUUGAUGAGGCACGUAGGUUGUAUGAUGCAAUGCCAGUGAAGGAUGUGGUCGUCAGGACUAAUAUGAUUGGAGGGUAUUGUAAAGAAGGACGUUUGAGUGAAGCAAGAGAGAUUUUUGAUGAGAUGCCACAUAGGAAUGUGGUCUCUUGGACUGCUAUGAUUACUGGAUAUGCACAGAAUAAUCGUGUGGAUGUUGCUAGGAAGCUCUUUGAAGUAAUGCCUGAGAAAAAUGAGGUUUCUUGGACGGCUAUGUUGAUGGGCUAUAUGCAGAGCAGAAGGAUGGAAGAGGCUUUGGAUAUUUUUGAGGCAAUGCCUGUGAAGUCUGAUGCUGCCUGUAAUGCAAUGAUUCUUGGUUUUGGAUUGAACGGGCAGGUGGCAAAAGCAAGGAUGAUAUUUGAUACAAUGUCAGAGAAGGAUGAUGUGACAUGGAGCACAAUGAUAAAAGUUUAUGAAAGGAAGGGAUUUGAAUUAGAAGCACUUGAUUUGUUUGCAUUGAUGCAGAAAAAGAGAGUCAGGCCCAAUUUCCCAUCCAUGAUUAGCAUUCUCUCUGUUUCUUCCAGCCUUGCAAGUCUUGAUCAUGGUAGACAGGUUCAUGCACAGUUGGUGAGGUCUCAGUUUGAUCUUGACCUGUAUGUUGCCUCUGUUUUGAUUACAAUGUAUGUUAAGUGUGGUUAUCUUGUAAAGGCAAAGCAAGUUUUUGACGGAUUUACUCCAAAGGAUAUUGUUAUGUGGAAUUCUAUCAUCACUGGUUAUGCCCAACAUGGUCUAGCAGAGGAAGCUUUACAAGUUUUCCAUGACAUGUUUUCAUCAGGAUUUAUGCCAGAUGAUGUUACCUUUAUCGGCGUUCUUACAGCUUGUAGCUACUCUGGGAAUGUUGAUGAAGGGCUCAAAAUUUUUGAAUUAAUGAGAUCCAAAUAUAACGUGGAGGCAAAAACUGCACAUUAUGCUUGCGUUGUGGAUCUGCUCGGCCGAGCAGGCAGGGUAAACGAGGCAAUGAAUUUGAUUGAAAAUAUGUCAGUUGAAGCAGAUGCGAUUGUUUGGGGUGCUUUAUUAGGAGCAUGUAGAACCCACAAGAAGUUUGAUUUGGCUGAAGUCGCAGCAAAGAAGCUUUUACAUCUGGAGCCUGAAAAUGCUGGUCCUUAUAUUUUGUUGUCGAAUUUAUAUGCAUCUCAAGGUAGAUGGGACGAUGUGGCAGAGCUGAGAAAAAACAUGAAGGCAAGGAGUGUCAACAAGUUCCCAGGAUGUAGCUGGAUUGAGGUAGAGAAGAGAGUACAUAUGUUUACCAUGGGUGACAGCUCAGGCCAUCCUGAGCAUGUAAUGAUUAUGAAGAUGUUGGAGAAAUUAGCUGGAUUGUUGACGGAAGCUGGGUAUUGUCCUGAUGGUAGCUUUGUGCUGCAUGAUGUGGAUGAGGAAGAGAAGAUGAAUAACUUGAGGUAUCACAGUGAGAAACUGGCUGUGGCAUAUGGACUUUUGAGGGUGCCUAAAGAGAUGCCCAUACGGAUCAUGAAAAAUCUUCGGGUUUGUGGGGAUUGCCACUCUGCAAUUAAAUUAAUAUCUAAAAUUACAGGGAGAGAGAUCAUCUUGAGGGAUGCUAAUCGGUUCCAUUGUUUUAAGGGUGGCUUGUGUUCUUGCAAAGACUACUGGUGACUGAGGAUCCCGUAAGGUUUAUUAAUGUCAUUACUGAGUGUGGGGUGGUCACUCCUUCCAUCAACAUUCAAUG